Messenger RNA from Nicotiana attenuata, 609 nucleotides. RefSeq lists its product as uncharacterized. Bases 1 to 609 code for a protein of 202 amino acids. The record is from RefSeq and is a predicted model, not a curated record. Gene Ontology annotation, biological process: regulation of DNA-templated transcription. The transcript is spliced from 2 exons. Gene Ontology annotation, molecular function: DNA binding. Lineage: Eukaryota; Viridiplantae; Streptophyta; Magnoliopsida; Solanales; Solanaceae.
AUGGGAUCGAAGCACAGCCCAAGGCUCGUCCUCGAAGCACUCGCCUCGGCAGGGCCUAUCGAAGACUCAUCAUGGCCAAGAAAAAGAGACGACCAUAUAUACCAUGCCAACGGGACAUGGAAAGGCCAAACCGGUAUUUUUCCUAUCAAGAAUGGUAAGGGAACUGUGGUUGGGUUUAGAAGAUGUUUCAAGUUUCAAACUAGUAGUAAAGGAGAGCACAAUAAAGAUUGGCUGAUGAAAGAAUAUUCCGUCGGGGAUGAUUUCUUCAAAGAAAACAAUAUUCCUAAAGAGGAUAUUGUAGUGUGCCGAAUCAAGAAGAAUAUAAGAGCUGAGAAAAAUCAUGGGGUAACUAUGGAGGAACAAGUUGCUCCAAAAGUAAUCGAAGCUAUGUUGCAUGGACCUGAUGAAGUUUACGGCACAACAGUACUACAACAAGAAACAACUUGUGAAGCAGCUGAACAUCAAGUUAUGGACGAGACUCAAAAGAUGAAUGAACAGAAUAAUAAUAAUAGCAGCAAUACUAAUGACUGCUCCAACUACCAACAGGAGAUUAAUUGGGCUGAUGAUCUGCUCAUAGGUAUUGACGACUUUGGAGAUAUAAUCUGGUGA